Podospora pseudopauciseta is the source of this 822-nucleotide messenger RNA. RefSeq lists its product as uncharacterized. Lineage: Eukaryota; Fungi; Ascomycota; Sordariomycetes; Sordariales; Podosporaceae. Bases 1 to 822 code for a protein of 273 amino acids. The record is from RefSeq and is a predicted model, not a curated record. The transcript is spliced from 5 exons.
AUGCUCUCUCACGAUCACGCCAACUACCAAGCUCGGCUUGAUUUCGUGCGCAACCUCUUGAAUGACCGUUUUUCUCUCGGGGACGAACUUGACAUCUCACUCAUGACCCCGAGUGCAGUUUUAAACAACUACUGGGAUGGCACCUUUCAGCCAGGUACUGUGGCCAUUCCCAAGGGCACAAAAGACCUCGUGGUGCGACUUGGUAAUCGUGAUACUGAGGGUGUCCACCAAGCGACCCCCAUCCAUUGUUCCUCGGAUUUAUGGGAUGCUUUCGUCCAGCGGGGCGUUCCGGCUCAGUUCGAGUCGUUGAGCGAUAAGGAUGACAAGGUGGUGGUGCACUGUGAUUUUAGCCCAACCAACAUCUUAUUUGCCAAAGCCUCGGGGCGUAUAACCGCCCUCAUUGAUUAUGAUUUUUCCUGGAUCUCUCACCCCUCUUACGAGUUUCUGCGCUCAUUAGAUGGUCUCGGGGGCCAAUUUCGAGGCUGGUCCAGCGACGAAGAGAGCCAGGAAGCAGCGUUGAGAGAUGCCAAACUCCACGGGUUUCCUGUCUCCCUACCAUCCACCACCGAGUCAGACUCGGGAGUUGAUUGGGUUGUUGCGAAGGCCUGGGAGGAGGCAUUGGAGGCUGAAGGAGUCAAACGACCAAGGACUAUGGAAGGUAUCGAUAGGGUGGCUGACGUUGACACAAUCCUAUGUGCUAUUUUGCCAUGGCGCGUGAACAACGCCGACAUCUUGGCUCGCCAGACUGAGGAGGUUAUCAUUGAAUGCAGAAACAAUAAUGAGGAGCAUCUGGACAAGUUGUUAACCCGCCUGGGAUUCUGA